CCCGGGGCUGACUUCGUGUUGUUGACCAUCCAUGCAGGCCCCGCACGAGGCUGAAACGCCAUGAUCUAUUAAAUACUACGUGCGGCUCCCGUACCCUCCUUUGGUUCGCAUCAAUAUCCGAAUAUUCAAACAAAAUGGUCUCGAUCACGCUUGAAGGACUUCGAACCGCAGGAAAGGAGGAAUCCGAGAGUGCAACACUCGAUGUGCCUGCAGAGACCGAGUUGGCCAGCCUUCCUUCGCUAGCUCCAGGAUACCUUGAACCUGAUCGUUUCAGCCGGAUAAAGGAAAAUGGCACCGAGGGCAGCACGUUCAACCUCGGGGAUUCCUAUCUCUUGAAUCACCCUACUGAGAACAUCGAGGUUUUCACCGACCGUCCGUCCAAUUUCAGUCAGCGAUGCAUCAACGUUGACGAUACCUUGCUCCAUUUUGUCAACCUCGAAAAGGGCAGCCAGCCGUUGACGGCCAAACUCAAUGGCAAAGGAUUAGGGCAGAUCUCAAGUAUAGUGAUUGAUGGCCAGUUGGAAAUCACCUUCCAUCGCACACUGCGCAUGCCUGACGAUGUGAAGACCCAUCCUUUGCCGGCUUCACGCGGCACUUUUCCACUCUACAAUGUCGACGCGUUCGCAUCCAGAUUGCCGGAGAAGAUAUCGCAGCGGGGCGGGCUUUUCUUUCCCAUGUGGCAGCGAGAAGCCCUCUGGUUCAACUUCCAAAACAAUAGCAAGACUACCCGAUAUGCAAUCCGAGUUAACAUCGGCCAUAUCAACGCUAUAAGCGGCCUUGAUAUUUUUGAGGCUGCUGAGAAGCAAGAUUACAUUGUCGUUCCAGGUCAGAAGUGGCUUGAUGGAAUCGCCGUUAGUCCUGGGGUCGUGCGCCAGUUUGUGGCCAUGCCUCUUGGAUCUGGCUAUACCGUUGAAGGGCAAGUUAGCGGAAAGGAGACUUUUGGCGGGAUCCAGAUAGAGGUCAUUCCGUCGUAUGAAUGCAAUUCUUACACGUUCAAGCGCCUAGAUGAGCACGCAAAACAUGUCGAUAUGGCUGAGAAUAGUACACCGCGCAGUUUUGGGCUUAAGAAUGGAGAUAUGAUCAAAAAGGCACCCGUCCCAUCGACAUUCCGUGGGCUAGCAAGGAUUUGCGAUCUUCUCGAUGACGGAGAGAGCUUGGAGGGAAUAAAAACGCUCCGUCUAAAGGCCGGCUACUAUAGCCCUAGCGACUUAGGCGACUCGGUUAUAUCAGUUAGGCGAGGCGACUCAGGGGUGUUUCGGGACUAUUUUGAUUCCGUCGUCUCUGCUAACUCAUUAACUGGUGAUGAUCUACCAGACCUGGGGUACGACUUUACCGGGAGCAUCUGGAGUUAUGGACACCGAAAUCUCAGUCGGGAACGGAGUUACAGUCGCCAACGUCCACAGCAAAUGGGAAUCGCAGCAGGUGGAAAGCUUGUACAAGACAUCGUUCAGGACACAUCACCCCACUACAUUUGGAACAAAGCAAGGGCGAGAUUACUCGACAUCCACAUCUUCCAUCCUUCCUAUUUCGAGGCCGUUACACAUGUUCUAGCUCCUAAAACGCCAAUCUCCACACAAGAAUACUUAGACGCUGGUAUUCCGUUCUACGCGAUAGAAGAGGACCCAGAUCAACGACUGGACGGGUCUAAAGUACUGGCUGGAGUGAAGAGCGUCAGUGCGAUGGACAGCCAUGUCGGGGUGCACGAUGGAACCAGCACCGACUUUGACCCGCUAAAGCCGAAGCGCUGUGCGACCUGUGCUGUGCGACUGUGCGAUUGCAUUGUUCGGCCUUGCAACCACCAGUUCUGCCAUAUGUGUAUCAAGGCAAUCACGGCGCCGGGGGCAAACACGAAAUCAGGCCACGAGCAGUGGCGCUGUCCGCUUUGCUCAAGCAGUAUCGCUCGCAUAGCAGGAUUUUCUGCACCAAUGAAUCUACCAGGGGAGGAAACAUUCAAAGUGGAUGUGCCUGUUGUCAUGUUGGAGGUCGAGGAUGGAAGAACGGCAUUUCAGUCGGUUAUGGAGAUGAGGCUGUAAGGAUGGGCGUUGUUACUUGAUCAGUUCUACAUUU
Molecule: messenger RNA, 2067 nt
Organism: Aspergillus versicolor CBS 583.65
Lineage: Eukaryota; Fungi; Ascomycota; Eurotiomycetes; Eurotiales; Aspergillaceae
Exons: 5
Coding region: 135-2033 (632 amino acids)
Source: RefSeq, a predicted model, not a curated record